Messenger RNA from Prorocentrum cordatum, 1152 nucleotides. The record is from the annotation of a GenBank genome assembly. NCBI's taxonomy places the organism in Eukaryota, Dinophyceae, Prorocentrales, Prorocentraceae.
UGAUGACGACGAGGAGGAGGAGGAGGAGGACGGCGGGGGACGGGGCGAGCGCCCCUGCAGGGUCGGCGCUCAAGGCCGCCAUGCCGUGCCUGUGGGCGCUGGCGCCCGUCCUCCUGGCGCGCGCGGGCAGCUCGGCGCCGCGCGAGGUGGCCAGCGGCCUGGCGCCUGCGCGGAGCCUGGGCUUUGACCUGCGCAUGCACAGGCCAGAGCGCCCGAGGGAGGCGGCGGGCCCGCCGGCGGGCGGCGGCACCCUGGCCACGGGCCGCCGGCUGCGCGGCGCCGUGUCGCACGCCUGCGACCUGGGCAACUACGAUAACGUGCAGUACCACCUGGAGAUCUCCGUCGGUGAGCCCUGCGACAACUCCACCCUCUGGCAGAAGUUCCAGGUGGUGCCGGACACGGGCAGCUCCGACUUGUGGGUUCCGGCGGAGAAUUGCACGAGGUGCAAAGGCAAAACCAAGAAGUUCCAUCUCAACCAGUCCUGCACCGCGAAGGAGCUCGGCGACCGCAUUACGUUCAGGUACGGCGAUGGCACGAUGGCCCUCGGCGGCUCCUUCGAGGACACCAUCAUUAUCGGGGAUCUGACGGUGAAGCAUCAGUUCCUGAUCCAGGUUGACAAGAUGGAGUCGGAUACCCACAUGAAAUCCGACGGUAUUCUGGGCCUGGCUCACCACUACGUCUCAGACAAGACGUCGCGGGGACCCACCUUUAUGAAGACCCUGUUCCAGGAGCACCCCCACCUGACGCAGCAGUUCUCGUUCUACCUCACGGGCACCACGGAGCAGCAGUCCCGCCUCAUCUUCGGCGAGGCCAACCUCACGGCGUACUCCAAGGAGACGAAGUUCCAGUACGGAAAGGGCUACUACAUGACACACACCAGCCUUUGGCUGACCAGCGUGUGGUCAAUCGGUUGGGGUGGCACUGGUGUCGAGAAGGAUUUCCCUGACAAGGGCACUCUGGGCUCUCCUGCACUGAUCGACUCGGGCUCCUCGCUGAUCGUGCUGGCUCCGGACAUCUACGACCACCUGCUGGCAGAACUGAGGUGGGUCAAUGCUCGUGCUGCGUCUGGCAGGGGAACGAUCGGCAGGGGACGUCCCUCCUUCACCGCAGACCAGACGGUUCGCGCUCCUUGAGACUUCUAGCAAAACGGGC